This is a messenger RNA of Parascedosporium putredinis, 1182 nucleotides long. The record is from the annotation of a GenBank genome assembly. Lineage: Eukaryota; Fungi; Ascomycota; Sordariomycetes; Microascales; Microascaceae.
AUGUAUCAGUACUUCCGCAACGUCACGCCCGGGUCGCACGAGUACAACGAGUUCCUCGAGCUCGUCAAGGGCGAUGAGGAGGGCGAUCUCCUCAAGAACAUGGCCUUCACCAAGAACGGCGCGCACCUCGUGUGCCUCUUGUUCGCCAACGGCACGGCCAAGGACCGCAAGCAGCUCCUCAAGCCGUACAAGGACACCUUUUUGAUGAUGUCGGGCGAUCCCUACGGAUACGUCAUCAUCCUCACCACCAUGGACGUCAUUGACGACACCAAGAUGACGGCCAAGGCCAUCUUCCCCGAGAUCCUGGGCGACACGGACGAGCAGGCGGCGGAGAGCUUGAUGGCGGCGGCGAGCAAUCCCCACGCGCGGGCCACGCUCCUCUACCUCCUCGAGGGCGCUACCAAAUCGGUGUUCCCCGGCCCGCUCCAGGAGGGCCUCGAGAUCCUCAAAGAGGUGCACGAGAUCCGCAAGACGACGAGUAAGAAGGACGGCGAGGUGCGGGCCAAGGAGCUCGUCGCGGCCAUGUCGCCCCAGCUGAUCGCCGGCGUCAAGGCGGCGGCGGAGGUGCUGGUCAACGACUCGUUUGGCUGCCAGCUCGCGACGGAAAUCAUGUUCUCCGCCAUCGGAGACAAGACGGCGGCUCUCGAAGCCAUCGCGGCGACGGCGGCGGGCAACCCCGAGGUGGAGGCAGGCGUCACCAAGACGCUCGAGGACACGGCGACGGAGACGCCGCCGCACGUGUCGCGGACGCCGCACGGAGGCAGGUUGAUCAAGUCCCUCAUCGCCGGGGGCAAGUUUGACAAGGCGUCGGGUUCCGUGGUCAAGGUGGACCCGCCGCUCGGGUUCGCCGACAUCCUGUACCCGCUGGUGGAGGAACACGUGGUGGCGUGGGCCACGGGGCCCAGCUCGUUUGUGAUUCUUAACAUGCUGGAGUCGGAGGACUUUGGGGACAAGAAGAAGCUGCAGGCUACGCUCAAGAAGAAUAAGGCGGCGCUGGAGAAGGCGGCGGGCGGUGCCGGUGGGGAUGGCAAGAAGAAGGGCGCCGAGAACGGGAAGAAGAAGGGUGGGGCGGCGGCGGGCGGCGAAGACGGGUGGGAACCAGGGCAGCAAGCUGCUUUUGGAGAAGCUACGGUGAAGACUUGCACGAGGCGAGGAGGCUACGAGGUGAAAGAACGAACGUGA